AUGGCCAUUGACUACAAUGGGUGCGAAGAGGAGUGGCUCACGGGGAAGUUGGCGAACCUGUCAGCCGUGGAGGUUGAACAGGCGGUGGACGACAACUACAAGGACUCCUACAAGGCCUUCAAGUCCUUCGAAGGGUCUCCGAACCCCCAGAAGGUGGCGCAGGAGCUUCGGAGCGCCGUCCAAGCCUUUAAGAAGAACAUGCCCAUCAUUCAGGGCCUGUGCCAACCUGCGAUCAAAACCUCGCAUUUGCUGCAGCUCUUCGAGGACGCCGUCCGUGACGUGACCAACGAGACGGGUCGACAGUAUGACGACAUGGAUGUCGACAUCGACAUGGAGGAUGGCCUGACCUUGACCAUGUGCCUGGAGGCUGGUAUGCUGGACCAUGUGGAGAAGGUGGAGGCCAUCAGCACCUCUGCACAGAAGCAGCAUGGCUUGAAGGUGGGCCUCGGCGAUGGUCGUGGAAGGAGUCAGAGGGCCAUGGCCAUCGGUGACAACCCGUUCGGCACACUGCCCUACAAGAACACGGGCACCUUCUUGCUGAAAGGAGCUGAUGACGUCCAAGCACUGCUGGAUGAUCACAUCAUCAAGACACAGGCAGUUCGAGGCUCACCCUUCGUGAAGCCCAUCGAGAAGGAGGUGAAGGACUGGGAGGCCAAGCUUAUUUACAUUCAGGAUCUGCUGGAGCAGUGGCUGAUGGUGCAGAGGACCUGGCUCUACCUGGAGCCGAUCUUCAGCUCCGAGGAUAUCGUCCGCCAGAUGCCUGACGAAGCCAAGAAGUUCCAGGCCGUGGACAAGCAGAGACCUCAGGAUGCACCGGGCAUGUCUAGUGACUGCCGAGCCCAUGAGGUCAUCCAGGUCCUGGACGUCUCGGAGAUCGAGAACCUCCUACUGCACUUCUCAGACGCCAACAAGAAGUUGGAUCAGAUUCAGAAGUGUCUCAACGACUAUUUGGAAACCAAGCGCUUGGCAUUCCCGCGCUUCUUCUUCUUGUCGAAUGAUGAGCUGUUGAUGAUUUUGUCGCAGACAAAGGACCCAACGGCCGUGCAGCCACACAUGGGGAAGUGCUUCGAAGGCAUCAACAAGGUGCGCUUCGAUCAAAACGAUGAGAUCAUCGAGGCCAUGCUCUCGGUGGAAGGCGAAGUGGUCGAGCUCGUGCAUCAGGUGAACGUGAACGAAGGCGACAAGAAAGGCAACGUCGAGCGAUGGCUCUUGGAAGUACAAGACUCCAUGAUCAAGACCUUGACCAAGAUCAUGGGCGAUUCCGUGCGCGCCUACGCGGAGACCUCCCGUGGCCAGUGGGUCCUGGAGUGGCCAGGGCAGGUGGUCAUCGCUGUGGACAACAUCUACUGGACUCAAGAAGUGGCUGAAGCCAUUGAGAAGGGCAAGCUUGAAGACUACUACCAGGCCACGGGUUUCGGCUUCGGGGAGUGGUGCGCCCGCCAGGUCUGCGCAUCUCAGUUGCACGAUCUGGUGGAAUUGGUGCGUGGAGAGCUCUCCAAAUUGGCACGCCGAACGCUCACAGCCAUGGUCACGAUCGAUGUGCACAAUCGGGACGUGGUGGGCAGUUUGCGUGAUGCCAAGAUCAGCUCUGCGAAGGACUUUGAUUGGAUGGCACAACUCCGCUACUACUGGGCCCCAACCGGAUCCAUCAUCAUGUACGAGACGCAAAAGCCCAGCACGACCGACAACUGUCAAGUGUCCAUCAUCAAUGCCACUCUCCUCUACGGCUUUGAGUACUUGGGCAACAGUGAUCGGCUGGUGGUCACGCCACUGACGGACAGGUGCUACCGGACCCUCAUGGGAGCCUUCCACCUCUUCUACGGCGGAGCACCCGAGGGACCCGCCGGCACAGGCAAGACCGAGUCCACCAAGGACUUGGCCAAGGCCAUGUCGGUUCAAUGCGUGGUCUUCAACUGCUCCGAUGGCCUGGAUUACUUGGCCAUGGGCAAAUUCUUCAAAGGUUUGGCUUCGUCUGGGGCAUGGUGCUGCUUCGAUGAGUUCAACCGAAUCGACUUGGAAGUCUUGUCCGUGAUUGCACAACAGGUGGCAUGCAUCCAAGAGGCGAUUCGGAUGAAGAAGCGCCGCUUCAUCUUUGAAGAGACCGAGUUGGAGUUGAUCCCCACCUGCGCGGUCAACAUCACCAUGAACCCUGGCUAUGCUGGCCGCUCUGAGCUGCCGGACAACCUGAAGGCCUUGUUCCGCCCUUGCGCCAUGAUGGUGCCGGAUUAUGCAUUGAUUGGAGAGAUCGUGCUCUACUCUGUGGGCUUCGGCAACGCCAAGCCCCUGGCGGCCAAAGCGGUGGCCUCGUUGCGCUUGGGAUCCGAGCAGCUCUCGUCACAGGACCACUACGACUUUGGCAUGCGUGCGCUGAAGUCAAUUUUGGUGGCUGCGGGACAACUGCGAAAGAAGUUUGGGAGCAGCCGUGCAGAGGACAUUUUGAUGCUCUCAGCGCUCAACGAUGUGAACCUGCCCAAGUUCACCUCCAACGACAUCCCUCUCUUCUUGGGCAUCACUGGCGAUUUGUUCCCAGGAACCAAGCUACCACCGUCCGACUACGGCAAGCUGAUCAACGAAUUGGAAGGAGCAGCUCGGGCGCGUCACCUGCAGCCGAAGGCGUCCUUCAUUCACAAGUGCACACAGCUUUGGGAGACGAUCAUGGUCCGACACGGCUUGAUGGUGGUUGGCAUGAACGUCUCAGGGAAGACAGAGGUCGAAAACGUGCUUUCAGCGGCUUUGGCUGCUGUGGCCGACGGUGACUUGUACCUGCCUUGCCAGAUUCACAAGAUCAACCCAAAGUCCAUCAAGCAGGGCCAACUCUAUGGCGAUUUCGAUGAGAACACCCACGAGUGGACCGACGGCAUCCUCGCCUUGACGGUCCGCUACACGGCGAACGCAGACCCUUCGCACCGGCAGUGGAUCAUGCUCGAUGGGCCAGUGGACGCAGUGUGGAUUGAGAACAUGAACACUGUCCUUGAUGACAACAAGAAGCUCUGUUUAAACAGUGGCGAGAUCAUCAAGUUGAGCCCCGUCACCACGAUGAUGUUCGAGGUGGAGGACUUGACCUUUGCAUCUCCUGCCACGGUGUCGCGGUGUGGCAUGGUCUUCAUGGAGCAGGUUUGGACGACGGCCGUUCGCCGUUGA
Molecule: messenger RNA, 3141 nt
Organism: Durusdinium trenchii
Lineage: Eukaryota; Dinophyceae; Suessiales; Symbiodiniaceae
Source: the annotation of a GenBank genome assembly